This is a messenger RNA of Nerophis lumbriciformis (worm pipefish), 657 nucleotides long. NCBI's taxonomy places the organism in Eukaryota, Metazoa, Chordata, Actinopteri, Syngnathiformes, Syngnathidae. The record is from RefSeq and is a predicted model, not a curated record.
AUGAACGUCCCGCUAUACCUGCUCAUCGUCGCGCACUUGGUGGCCGCGGCGCAUCGCUACGGCGAGGCGAGGGAGGAGGAGGAGCAGGAGGUCCGCUCGGGGCGCAGAACUUGCCGGCUCUACUGCAGGGUGGGUAUCGGUUUCCACCUCCAGAUCCACCCAGACGGACGAAUCAACGGUAGUCAUGAAGCAAACACUCUCAGUGUUCUGGAGCUAUUUGCUGUAUCGCAGGGUGUGAUUGGCAUCCGAGGAGUAUACAGCAACCGAUUCCUGGCCAUGAAUAACAGAGGACGUCUUCAUGCCACUGUGUCAUUUACAGACGACUGCAAGUUCCGUGAGCGUUUCCAGGAGAACAGUUACAACACAUAUGCUUCUGUGCUUCAUUGGAACCGAAGGACUGGCCGCCAGUGGUUCGUGGCCCUCAACAAGCGAGGCAAAGCCAAGAUGGGCUCCAGCCCACGGGUCAAAGCCCAGCACGUAUCCACACACUUCCUGCCCAGGGUCGGCCUUGGCGUAAACAGCGAGCAUGGAUUUGCCAUUACAGACAGGAAAGUCGACGAGCGUCUGCAAACCCCACCUAAACUAGAGAAACCAAAGGUCCGGGUCGGGACGCAGCCCAGACAAGUCAAGUACUGGCCUAAGUAUCGCUUUGGAUAG